AUGUUCGAAGUGUCUUUUCCUACACCACGCCGUCCAUACGUUCUCAUGCAGCUGGGAUCUGAAACAAUCAGCUUCGACUCAUACGACGAAAGCCAGUUACCUCUGAAUGGCGCUCAGCUGUGUGACACGUUGAGAGCACUCGGCACAGAUAACCUUAUAUACCUGAUGAUGCUGGCGUUAUUGGAACAGAAAAUAUUGGUCCAUUCGCUGAGAUAUUUCGACUUAUAUGAAGAUCCGCCACCUGAUGUGACUUGCUUCGAUCUGGACACGGCCACGAUAAGUCAGUCGUUGAAUCGACAAACACUAAAACUGUCAAUUCUCCCGAAGAAACCAACGAAACAGUUGAAGGCUACCUUGGAUGAUCUAUUCAGAAGGUUGAAUAAAGAAGCCUUCGACCUUGGAAGCAAAAAAGCAGACUACGUUCCUGUAGAUCGUGAAAUGGUGAUACAAAAGAAGCGAAAAGAGCUGGAGAUGGCGAUCCACGACGCGUUUUUAAGUCAUUCAGGCCGGCCGGACCGAGGCGCAUUGAUCCAGCUACGGGACUUGAGCGUGAAUUCAAGUACGAGCGGUUUCCCCCGUCGUUUGGAUCCUGCAUUAUUUCAGCUGGAUCAACUGAAUUUAAAUCGCAGCGCAGAACACACUGUGCCAGUACAGUAUGAACACAACCGAUGUGCUGCUGUUCGUACGAAACCAGAAAUGAAAUCCUCCAUUCUUGCGGCGACCAACUCUGUGCGCACAAAUCCUUUACACUGGCCGAAGACGCUCCUUUUCUAUGCCUAUUCGUUAUGGUUUAUGCAGUUGCCUAGCCUCAUCUCCAUCGCCCCAAACAAGCGAAAAAUCUUGUUCUUGGCUUUUCAUGUAUUGGAUAGGAUGGAACAUACUGAAGUUUUUCCUCUUGAUCAAGUUUGCUACCGCAUCUUGAUUGAGCUUUGCGGCGAGUGCGGGGAGCCUUCGCUGGCUGUGAAGGUCCUUCAAGCAAUGCAUCGUGCUGGAGUUGAACAGAACGCAGUUACCUACGGAAUUUACCACCGCGCCUGUGUUGAACGCUAA
Molecule: messenger RNA, 1050 nt
Organism: Ostertagia ostertagi
Lineage: Eukaryota; Metazoa; Nematoda; Chromadorea; Rhabditida; Trichostrongylidae
Source: the annotation of a GenBank genome assembly